This is a messenger RNA of Erigeron canadensis, 3000 nucleotides long. Its product is annotated as ubiquitin-activating enzyme E1 1-like. Gene Ontology annotation, cellular component: cytoplasm. Gene Ontology annotation, molecular function: ubiquitin-like modifier activating enzyme activity. Lineage: Eukaryota; Viridiplantae; Streptophyta; Magnoliopsida; Asterales; Asteraceae. The coding region runs from base 10 to 3000 and encodes 996 amino acids. Gene Ontology annotation, biological process: protein modification by small protein conjugation. The transcript has 6 exons. The record is from RefSeq and is a predicted model, not a curated record.
GAUGAUAGUAUGCAGGUUGAUAUUGAUGAGGACCUACACAGCAGACAACUUCUGGUUUAUGGACGUGAGACAAUGAGACACCUUUUCGCUUCUAAUGUCCUGAUUUCCGGCUUACAAGGACUUGGUGCAGAGAUAGCAAAAAGUCUUAUACUUGCUGGUGUCAAGUCUGUGACUUUGCAUGAUGAAGGCUCAGUGGAGCUCUGGGAUUUGUCCAGUAAUUUUACUUUCUCAGAAAACGAUCUUGGCAAGAACAGAGCUUUUGCAUCCCUCCCCAAGCUGCAAGAGCUCAACCCUGCUGUCCUCGUCUCUGUUUUUCCUUCUAAGUUGACCAAAGAACAACUUUGUAAUUUUCAGGCUGUAGUCUUUACCAAUAUCGACUUGAAAACAGCUAUCGAGUUUGAUGAUUACUGCCACAACCAUCAACCUCCUAUUGCUUUCAUCAAGACCGAAGUCAGGGGACUUUUUGGUAACGUUUUCUGUGAUUUUGGCCCUGAGUUCGUUGUAGCUGAUGUUGAUGGCGAGGAACCACAUACUGGCUUCGUUGCAUCUAUUAGCAAUGGUUACCCCGCUCUUGCAACGUGUGUUAAUGCCGAAAGGUUGGAGUUCCAAGAUGGUGAUCUUGUCAAGUUUUCUGAAAUCCGCGGGAUGGCAGAACUUAAUGAUGGAAAACCAAGAAAGGUCAAAAGCUGUGGGCCUUACUCGUUUCAUCUUGAAGAAGACACCACCAGUUUUGGCACAUAUGCUAAAGGUGGUAUAGUGACCGAGGUCAAACAGUCAAAGGUCCUGAAUUUCAAGCCCUUAAGAGAUGCACUUGAAGCUCCAGGCGAGUUUCUGUUGAGUGACUUCUCUAAGUUUGACCGCCCUCCUCUUUUGCAUCUAGCCUUCCAAGCACUUGAUAAUUUCAUUACUGAUUUUGGGCGGUUUCCGGUUUCUGGCUCAGAAAGUGAUGCACACAAGUUCAUUUCUAUAGCCACCACCAUGAAUGAGAGCUCAGGAGAUGGAAAGUUGGAUGAUCUUAAUCCAAAACUUUUACGAGUUUUUGCUUAUGGGGCGCGAGCUGUGCUUAAUCCCAUGGCUGCCAUGUUUGGUGGCAUAGUUGGUCAAGAGGUUCUCAAGGCAUGCUCUGGAAAGUUCCAUCCACUUUUCCAGUUCUUUUACUUUGACUCGAUUGAGUCACUUCCCACUGAACCGGUGGAACCAAGCGAGUAUACGCCUUUGAACAGUCGUUAUGAUGCCCAAAUUUCAGUAUUUGGAGCUAAAUUCCAGAAGAAAUUGGAAAGCAUCAAGUCUUUUGUUGUAGGAUCCGGCUCUUUGGGUUGUGAAUUUUUGAAAAAUUUAGCCUUGAUGGGUGUUUCAUGUGGCACUCAAGGGAAAUUGACAGUCACUGACAACGAUGUCAUCGAGAAAAGUAAUCUCAGCCAACAAUUUUUAUUUCGUGACCGGAAUAUUGGGCAUGCAAAAUCCAGUGUUGCCGCCUCUGCAGCUGCAUUGAUCAACCCUAAUUUUCAGAUCGAAGCAUUGCAGAAUCGUGUGGGUGCACAGACCGAAAACAUCUUUGAUGACGCCUUCUGGGAGAAUUUAAAUGUUGUCAUUAAUGCAGUAGACAAUAUUGACGCGAGGCUUUAUGUUGACAGCAGAUGCUUAUAUUUUCAAAAGCCGCUUAUAGAGUCUGGUACACAUGGUGCUAAAUGCAACACUCAAAUGGUUAUUCCACACUUGACUGAAAGCUAUGGGGCCUCUGUGGACCCACCAGAGAAUCAAGUACCCACGUGGGUUGUGCACUCGUUCCCAUAUAAGAUUGACCACUGUCUAAUCUGGGCGAAGUCAGAAUUCGAACUGCAACUUGAGAAAACGCCAGCAGAAGUCAACGCCUGUCUCUUGAAUCCUGGUGUAUAUGCAUCAAUGAGGAAUACUGCUCAGGCUCGUGAUAAAUUACAACGGGUUUUCGAGUGUCUUGACAAGGAAAAAUGUGAAACAUUUCUAGAUUGCAUCAGUUGGGCACGCCUAAGGUUUGAGGAUUACUUCUCCAAUUGUGUGAAAGACUUGAUAUUUACAUACCCAGAAGACAGCGUGGGUGAUACUGGAACUCCAAUUUGGACAGCACCAAAGCGUUUCCCAUGCUCUCUCGAGUUCUCUGUAUCUGAUUCGAGCCAUCUAAGUUUUGUUAUGGCUGGCUCUAUACUUCGUGCACAAACAUUUGGCAUCUCUGUUCCGGAUUGGGCUAAAAAUCCUAAGAAAUUGGCUGAGGCUGUUGAUCAGGUGUCUAUCCCUGAUUUCCAUCCAAUGCAAGGUGUUGGAAAUAUGAUUAAUGAUGGUGCAGUGAUUGAGGAAUUAAUCGAGAAGAUAAAACAGCGGAGAAUGUUUCUUCCAUCUGGAUAUACCAUGAUGCCUAUUGAGUUUGAGAUGGCUGAUGACACAAAUUACCAUAUGGAUUUCAUUGUUGGACUUGCAAACAUGAGAGCAAGGAAUUAUGGAAUCGUGGAAGUUGACAAGUUGAAAGCCAAGUUUAUAGCUGGAAGAAUUAUCCCUGCAAUUGCUACCUCGAAAGAAAUGGCCACUGGUCUAGCGUGUCUCGAGCUAUACAAGGUCAUUGACGGGGGACACAGAGUGCAAGACUAUCGUAAUACUUUUGCCAAUCUGGCACUCCCUUUUUUUUCCCUGGCAGAGCCGGUCCUACCUAAAGUCAUUAAGCACCGGGACAUGAAGUGGACAGAGUGGGACAGGUGGACUAUCGAGGGCAACCCUACAUUGAGGGAACUUAUCAAAUGGCUUGCAGAUAAGGGACUUGAUGCUUAUUCCAUUUCUUUUGGAAGGUGGAUGUUGUACAUGAGUAUGAAUCCUGAUCACGAACCUCGAAUGGAUAGGAAGAUGGUGGAUUUGGCCCAGGAUGCAUCUAAAAUAGAGAUUCCACCCUGUCGUCGCCAUUUGGAUUUGAUUGUCGCUUGUGAAGAUGAAGAGAGCAAUGAUAUUGAUAUCCCCUGUUUAUCUGUGUACUUCUAA